CUCGGCGCGUGACGCAGCACGCUUUGGUAUAAAUACGUGCGGCCGGCAGCCUCUUUCUCUCUCAUCGCGCGGCACGCCUUCAAGAUGGCGCCGAAGAAAGACAAGAAGCCUAAGAAGUCAACCUGGAAGUUUAAUUUGGAUCUUACUCAUCCAGUAGAAGAUGGAAUUUUUGAUUCUGGAAAUUUUGAACAGUUUCUGCGGGAGAAGGUUAAAGUGAAUGGAAAAACUGGAAAUCUUGGAAACGUCGUUCACAUUGAACGCUUCAAGAAUAAAAUCAUAGUUGUUUCUGAGAAACAGUUCUCUAAAAGGUAUUUGAAGUACCUUACCAAGAAAUAUCUUAAAAAGAACAAUCUUCGUGAUUGGCUUCGUGUGGUUGCAUCUGACAAGGAGACUUAUGAGCUUCGUUACUUCCAGAUUAAUCAAGAUGAAGAUGAAUCUGAGUCUGAGGACUAGAUGAUGCCAUCCUUUAUAGGGCUUUGCUUGCUAAUAAAACACAUUAAGCAUACAAAAGAAAGAAACAUCUUGAAAUGGACCUUUAGCUUAUUGGUGAAUAAAAAACAUUACUCUGUAUGUUAAACAUUCAUCUUUUAUUUAAGUGUAUGCUGUUUAUAUGGUGCUGGCUUUCCUUUAAUACUUUUUUAUAUUUUUAUUGGAGUGUAGUUGAUUUACAAUGUUGUGUUAGUUUCAGGUAUACAGCAAAGUGAAUGUGCAAAUAAGCUUUUGUCCACCCCGCCCCCUCCAAAUACCUUGUAUAAGCAGUAUUUAAAUAGCUUAUAGCUAGUGGAAUUUCAGGAUUUCUGUAAUGUACUGAUUUUACAGAUGUCCUCUAGUUAAAAGUAUAUAGCAAAAAUAAUUUGGGGUGUAAGUAUAUAAUAAAAUAUUUAGAUUUGAUCA
This is a messenger RNA of Odocoileus virginianus texanus, 894 nucleotides long. It is a transcript of the gene RPL22L1, whose product is annotated as ribosomal protein L22 like 1. Gene Ontology annotation, cellular component: ribosome. NCBI's taxonomy places the organism in Eukaryota, Metazoa, Chordata, Mammalia, Artiodactyla, Cervidae. Gene Ontology annotation, molecular function: RNA binding; structural constituent of ribosome. Gene Ontology annotation, biological process: cytoplasmic translation. The record is from RefSeq and is a predicted model, not a curated record.